AUGGACCUGCCUGGAUAUGUACCGCCUGUAUAUGAAAUAUCCAAGCAGUGCCAGGAAGAAGCAGAAGGGACCAUGUACCCAGACCAGCCGGACAAUCCGAACAACGAGCACAAAUGGCUGUACUGCGAGAACCACAGCGGGGACACUCUUGGGUAUUUUGGAUGCGUCUGUGACAAGACACAAGAGUUUGGCCGCAACCAGUACUUCUCCGCCGAUUGCAUAUUGAGGGAAUUGGUCGGUGACGACAAAAGAAGGCGUGCGUACCGUGCCCGCGCCCCAAGUAAGGGAAUUAGGAAAUGA
This is a messenger RNA of Alternaria arbusti, 300 nucleotides long. RefSeq lists its product as uncharacterized. NCBI's taxonomy places the organism in Eukaryota, Fungi, Ascomycota, Dothideomycetes, Pleosporales, Pleosporaceae. Bases 1 to 300 code for a protein of 99 amino acids. The transcript has 2 exons. The record is from RefSeq and is a predicted model, not a curated record.